Messenger RNA from Daphnia carinata, 2263 nucleotides. Its product is annotated as rac GTPase-activating protein 1-like. The coding region runs from base 146 to 1930 and encodes 594 amino acids. The record is from RefSeq and is a predicted model, not a curated record. Gene Ontology annotation, biological process: signal transduction. The transcript is spliced from 10 exons. NCBI's taxonomy places the organism in Eukaryota, Metazoa, Arthropoda, Branchiopoda, Diplostraca, Daphniidae.
UUCAGCAUUAGGGGGUAGGGUCACCAACUGUGAGUCAUCUUUCAGUUGAUAGCAGACAGUAGGAGAGGCAGAAAGUCAGGUUGAAAGUGUGGAGGCGUGUAAUAACUAGCGUGGAAAAAGAGGGUUCUCAUAACCCGGCAGUCAAAUGGAUAGCUCAACCCAAAUUACUAUGCUUGCUAGACAAUUUGAUGACCUAUGCAAGGGUUUCACUAAUCUCAUUGAAGAUUUUAGAAGAUAUGCUCUGAAUCAAGAAAACUGUCAAAUAAAAUGGCUUGAGGCUGAGGAUGAAGUAAGACACUUAAAGAACCAACUAAGUGAUGCCAACCAGAUGAACUCCAAGUUGCAAGCUCAGUAUCAUCAAACAACUGCCUUGUUAAAAAAUGAAGUUAAAGUGCGCACACAUCUUCAAGAGGAAAAGAAAACUCUGGAAAAGAAACUUAAAUCAUCAAAAGAAAGGAAUCAUUCAACAGAAAAAAAUGAAAACAGCAAUGAACCCACUAAGAAGAAUCGUCAUUCGAUGCCAGGGAUAUGUCCAUCCCGAGACUGGUUAUGCAACGAAACUGAUUCGAACAGCGUGGGGACACCAUCUGUUAUUUCUGAAAUUUCAAAUGAAGGCACAACUCGCGGAAAUGAGCUGCCAACAUCCAGUGCUCGAUCAAGUCGGGCUUCCAGUCGUGGGAGCCGUCCUUCCAAUAUGGAUUCCUUCAUCACCAGCGACGGAGGUUUCAAACGGCGCUCUCGACGUGAUGGGAUACUUGAUAAUUCAUGCAGCGAACGUCUGAUCGCCACGACGACAGUUUCAAUACCCAUUAAAGGAGGUCCCAUCACAGCAACGUCUGUAAUCGAAACAAGUCCAGAAACAAAUCAAAUGACUGAAGAAAUAAAUACUUCUUUUGGUAAAAAACGAAGAGUGCGCAUCGACAGUAUUCAGCAGUUGGAAAACGAGCCUGAUGUCGCCCCAAGUGCACCUUCUCAAAGUUUGUUAGAACCACCUAAAAAUAGGUUUAUAAUGAAUGAAACCUCUCCUACAGUAAAUGGAAGAAGGAGUACCAGUGUACCUGCAACGGCCCGCCUUUCUGAAGGCCAGGGGCCAGCUUAUCUGCGACCCAUGGCUUCUGGGGGACGGCUUUCUCUUAACCAACGCCGCCAUAAUUUUAGUCAAAAAACGAUUAUUAAAUCAGAAAAUUGUCUACCCUGUGGAAACAGAAUCAAGUUUGGGAAGCUGGCUUUCAAGUGCUCCGAUUGCCGGGCUACCUGUCACGUGGAAUGCAAGACUCGCAUGCCUCAAAUUUGUGUUCCUACAACACAGGCCUCCAUCAGCAGAGGACUUUCCGGAACCUUGGCUGACUUUGCUCCGCUGACGGUACCGAUGAUCCCAAGUUUGAUUGUUCAUUGCGUUAAUGAAGUCGAGCGGCGAGGAAUGAAAGAAGUAGCAAUCUAUCGGGUGAAUGGUUCCGAAAAAGAGAUAACCGAUUUAAAGGAUGAAAUGGUGCGAGGCAAGAUGCAACCCCAAAGGCUAGCGCAGAUCAAUAUCCACGUCAUUACUGGAGCAUUGAAGCUAUUUUUACGGACACUCAAAGAACCCCUCAUCACUUUCACGCUGUGGAAAAGCUUUGUUGGCAUUUGUGAUCUCACUGAAGAGAUGGAUAUUCAGACAGCAUUAUACGCCAUGAUUCCAGAGCUUCCACGUCCCAACAGAGACACACUUGCCUUUUUGAUUCUUCAUCUUCAAAAGGUUGCUGAUACUCCCGAAUGCAAAAUGCUGACAUCCAGUCUAGCUAGGGUGUUUGGCCCAAUUAUUAUAGGCCACUCCCGUCCUAAUCCGGACGUCGAGUUGACUCUAAAGGAGACAAAAAAACAAGCUUGCACUAUGGAGAAACUGUUGCAAAUUCCGAGUGAUUACUGGUGCCGCUUUAUCGUGGACCAUUAAUAUACUUGUCGCUGUUCCAACUGGUUCAAGACGUUUUCUUACGUUGCACUUGGAUAAGUGUGCAGACUACACAAGUAUUGUAAAAGGUAACUGCAUGCUUAGAACUUUGUUAUUACUAUCGUUUAUAUUGCAUUGAAGUUUCCCCUUCCCUGUUUUACAAUCAAGUUAGAACUUCGAACUAAAAUGUGACUAGACUUCACUAACCGUUUAGUUACUUGACUAAAACCUUUUUUUUUUUUUUACUGAAAAAAUUCACAUUGACGAAUGAUUGGUGUAAACCCACAGACAGUGUACGUUUGCAUUAUGCCUACAAUUAAACAAUGCAUGACUGUU